Molecule: messenger RNA, 3473 nt
Organism: Theobroma cacao (cacao)
Lineage: Eukaryota; Viridiplantae; Streptophyta; Magnoliopsida; Malvales; Malvaceae
Gene: CHUP1
Product: Hydroxyproline-rich glycoprotein family protein
Biological process (GO): chloroplast relocation
Cellular component (GO): chloroplast outer membrane
Source: RefSeq, a predicted model, not a curated record
UUGGCACACUUGCUUUUUGUUCAAAUUUACAGUUUCUGGUGUCUCUUUCAGCUUUAGGUUUGGCCUUGUUUGCACUGUACAACAUCUUUCUCAGGAAAAUGUUGCACCAGGAUUGCGUUUAUACAAGCCUUGCAGGCGACCUCUUACAUUCUCAGUUGCUGGUUUUGCACUUGAAGGGUCAUAAUGGUUUGAGUUAUUAGUGAUGGGGGAUGAGGAGAAAUGGACUGGGGGAUGUCUUUGGAUUUUUUCUUUUCUCUAGAUGAGUGGAGGAAGAGGAUUUUCCUAUCAACAAUUCCUCCAUGAUAGUCAGGGUAGGAUUCGUUGUUGCUGCUUCAAUUGCAGCUUUUGCAGUUAAGCAGCUCAAUGUCAAAAACUCAAAGUCAUCAACUUCUUUGGCCAAAUCUUCAGAAAAUGGAGAAGCAAGCUUUGAGGAACAUCCAAAUGAGGGGGACAACAAAAAGCAGUUUGCAUAUUCUAAUGAUAGCCUCAAAAAGAAGGAUGGUGAGGAAGAAGAGGAGGAAGAAGAUGUUAAAUUGAUUAGUAGCAUAUUUAAUCGAGUUAAUGGUAGCCAACCAGAUAUUGGUGAUGAAGAUAUCCUACCUGAAUUUGAAGACCUUCUGUCAGGGGAGAUUGAAUAUCCAUUAUCCGCUGACAAGUUUGCAAGGGCAGAGAGAGAAAAAAUUUAUGAAACUGAGAUGGCAAACAAUGCAAGUGAACUGGAACGGUUGCGCAAUUUAGUAAAGGAACUGGAGGAGAGGGAAGUGAAGCUCGAGGGUGAAUUGCUGGAGUACUAUGGUUUAAAGGAGCAGGAAUCAGAUAUUUUUGAAUUAAAAAGGCAGCUCAAGAUCAAGACAGUUGAAAUUGACAUGCUGAAUAUUACCAUCAGCUCUUUGCAGUCUGAGAGGAAGAAGCUCCAAGAAGACAUUGCACAUGGAGCUUCUGUAAAGAAGGAGCUGGAAGUUGCAAGGAACAAAAUCAAGGAGCUACAAAGGCAAAUUCAGCUCGAUGCUAACCAGACAAAAGCCCAGUUAUUGUUUCUCAAGCAACAAGUUUCUGGUCUUCAAGCAAAAGAGCAAGAAGCCAUCAAGAAUGAUUCUGAGGUUGAGAAGAAGCUGAAAGCUGUGAAGGAGUUAGAAAUGGAAGUUAUGGAGCUUAGAAGGAAGAAUAAAGAGCUUCAACAUGAAAAGAGGGAGUUAACUGUUAAAUUGGAUGCUGCUGAAGCAAAAAUUGCUGCCCUUUCCAACAUGACAGAGACUGAAAUUGAUGUCAGGGCAAGAGAAGAGGUCAGUAAUUUAAGACAUGCAAAUGAAGAUCUGCUAAAGCAAGUGGAAGGGCUUCAGAUGAACAGAUUUAGUGAAGUUGAAGAGCUAGUGUACCUUCGUUGGGUCAAUGCAUGCUUGAGAUAUGAACUCCGGAACUACCAGACUCCUGAAGGAAAAAUAUCAGCUCGUGAUCUCAACAAAAGUCUGAGCCCCAAGUCCCAAGAGACGGCUAAACAGUUGCUAUUGGAAUAUGCAGGAUCAGAGCGUGGGCAAGGGGACACAGAUAUUGAAAGCAACUUCUCUCAUCCAUCCUCCACUGGAAGUGAGGAUUUGGAUAAUGCUUCUAUUUAUAGUUCCAACAGUAGAUAUAGCAGUCUCAGUAAGAAACCUAGCUUAAUCCAAAAGCUGAAGAAAUGGGGCAGGAGCAAAGAUGAUUCAAGUGCUGUUUCAUCACCAGCCAGAUCCCUCUCUGGAGGCUCUCCAAGCAGAAUUAGCAUGAGCCAACAUCCUCAGGGUCCAUUAGAAGCACUGAUGCUGAGGAAUGCUGGUGAUGGUGUAGCAAUCACUACUUUUGGUAAAAAUGAGCAGGAAUUUACUGACUCCCCUGAAACCCCAACUAUUCCAAACAUUAGAACACAAGUGUCUUCUGGUGACUCUCCGAAUUCUGUUGCAACAUCAUUCCACUUAAUGUCUAGAUCGGUGGAUGGAAGUCUAGAGGAAAAAUAUCCUGCUUAUAAGGACCGUCAUAAGUUGGCCUUGGAGAGGGAGAAACAAAUUAAGCAAAAAGCACAGCAAGCAAGGGCAGAGAGGUUUGGAGACAAGUCAAAUUUCAGUUCAAAAGCAGAAAGAGAGAAACCUGUAAUUUUACCGCCAAAACUUGCUCAAAUAAAGGAGAGGACGGUUUUUCCUGGUGACUCAAGUGGGCAAUCCAAUGACGAUAAGGCUGUAGAUUCUCAAACAAUAAGCAAGAUGAAACUUGCCCACAUUGAAAAGAGACCACCUAGGGUGCCCAGGCCACCACCUAAGCCAGCCGGUGGUUCUUCUGCUUGUGUGAAUACCACUACAACUGGACAACCUCCAGCUCCACCUCCACUACCUUGUGCCCUGCCGCCGCUGCCUCCACCACCUCCUCCUGGUGGACCACCACCUCCGCCCCCUCCUCCAGGAAGCCUACCUAGAGAGGCAGGGAGUGGUGAUAAAGUUCACCGGGCUCCCGAACUUGUUGAAUUUUAUCAAACAUUGAUGAAACGAGAGGCAAAGAAGGACACGUCAAGUUUGAUUUCUCCAACAUCUAAUCCAUCAGAUGCUAGGAGCAACAUGAUUGGAGAGAUUGAGAACAGAUCGUCAUUCCUCUUAGCUGUAAAAGCUGAUGUGGAAACUCAAGGUGACUUUGUCCAGUCCUUGGCAACCGAAAUUCGAGCAGCUUCCUUCACCAGCAUAGAAGACCUGGUGGCUUUUGUAAAUUGGCUAGAUGAGGAACUUUCCUUCUUGGUUGAUGAAAGAGCAGUUCUCAAGCACUUUGAUUGGCCUGAAGGAAAAGCUGAUGCAUUAAGAGAGGCAGCUUUUGAAUACCAGGACCUAGUGAAGUUGGAAAAGCAGAUCUCAUCCUUUGUUGAUGAUCCCAGCCUCCCUUGUGAAGUUGCUCUGAAGAAGAUGUACAAGUUGCUUGAAAAGGUGGAACAAAGUAUAUAUGCACUUUUACGUACAAGAGACAUGGCUAUUUCACGAUACAAGGAGUUUGGAAUUCCAGUUAAUUGGUUAUUGGAUUCUGGGGUUGUUGGAAAGAUCAAGCUUUCAUCUGUACAAUUGGCAAGGAAAUACAUGAAACGUGUGGCAUCAGAACUUGAUUUAUUGACUGAACCUGAGAAAGAACCUAACAGAGAGUUUAUACUUCUGCAAGGCAUCCGUUUUGCUUUCCGUGUUCAUCAGUUUGCGGGCGGUUUUGAUGCAGAAAGCAUGAAGGCUUUUGAAGAACUUAGGAGCCGUGUGCAUUCACAAAUGGGAGAAGACAAUAAGCCGGAAGCAUGAUGCACUUUAUUUGGCCUUAUUCUUUUCCUUAGUCUUCCACUGCUCUACUGUAUAUUGCCUUUAUACUUGACAAUGUAUUAGAAAUUACUCCAUAUAGAUUGAAUAUUGUACAAUGACCUGUCCAGUUAAAUUAGACAUGAGACAGAAAAAGGAAAGAGCAAUGCAUAUAAAAAUAUUGUUUUA